Leguminivora glycinivorella is the source of this 1258-nucleotide messenger RNA. RefSeq lists its product as uncharacterized. The record is from RefSeq and is a predicted model, not a curated record. The transcript is spliced from 2 exons. NCBI's taxonomy places the organism in Eukaryota, Metazoa, Arthropoda, Insecta, Lepidoptera, Tortricidae. Bases 652 to 1245 code for a protein of 197 amino acids.
ACAAGUCAGAAGUGAAACGCCGUGCCGUGUUAUUGUCGGCCUUAUCGGAAGAUACCUACCGCAUUCUUCGAGACUUAGUGGCGCCAAAGGAAGUUGACAGCGUAGAAUACAAGGUUUUGUUACAACAUCUGGAUACGCAUUUUACGCCAAAGAAGAGUACAUUUGCUGAACGCUACACUUUUUAUAAGGCUGAACAGCGACCGGGUGAAGAGUUGCCAGAUUGGGCCGCACGAGUGCGUAGCCUGGCCCAGUACUGUGGUUUUAAAACGGAGUUGGACAGUGUAUUACGCGACAGGUUUGUCUUAGGGUUGGAAAAUGUAAAAGAAAAAGAAAAGUUAUUUGCCGAGAGCGUUGACACUUUAACGUUUAGCAAGGCAUUAGAAUUAGCGCAAAGUGUGCGGUGCGCGCGAAUAGCGUUGCAAAAAACACAACCCGCGGUACCCGAAACUCCAGUGUUUGCCGUCAACACGUCGCGCGCGCAACGUAACCCUCGUAGUAACUUGGAAAGUUGUGAAGUUUGCGGCUAUAAAAAUCAUACAAAGGAUCAGUGUCGUUUUAUUAACUAUACAUGUCAAAAGUGUAAACAAAAAGGACAUUUAAAGCGAAUGUGUAAAACCAAAGUGCGAAGGAAUUAUUUUGUAGCAGAGGAGGAUGACGAUAUCAUUCAAGAUCUCACAAACUAAGAACUAUGGAGGGCGGCGCAAGGUGUGUUUUGUGGAAGGAGAUCAGGUGUUAGUUAAACAUAUAUUUAGUAACGGAAAUAAGCACGUAUGGAAAAAAGGUUGUAUACAAAAACUUAUAGGUAAUAAAAUGUACUUAGUUCGUAUAAUAGAUUUAAAUAUAUUAGUUAAGAAACAUGUAGAUCAGUUACUAUUGUAUAAAGGUAAUAAUAGCGUAGGUACUACUAGUGAUACCCAAGAUAUUUCAUCUGACCUGGAAAUAACAAUCAACGAGUCGUUAUCUCCAAGUCAUGAUGCAGUGUCACCUCCAGCGAUUGAAGGCCAGACCUCUGACUCAAGUUUAGUUGAAAGUGGAAAUAAUUUAGAUGAGCCUUGCCAGUCGCUGAUACCACGGGAAGGUGUACCCCCCGACUCCAUAGUCCCGCCUGCUGCCACAUCGGUGGCCCAGAAUGAUGUUUUUCUAGACGGUGAGGCGGAGGGUACCGAGACUACCUUAGACCCUAUGACGCAUGCAGAUCGUCGUAAUAUCCGUGCCACUCGCAAUCCUAACCCAGUGUACAGAUAAAUACCUACUGCUG